Aspergillus nidulans FGSC A4 is the source of this 1972-nucleotide messenger RNA. Its product is annotated as WDR46/Utp7 family WD40 repeat domain-containing protein. Gene Ontology annotation, biological process: endonucleolytic cleavage in 5'-ETS of tricistronic rRNA transcript (SSU-rRNA, 5.8S rRNA, LSU-rRNA); endonucleolytic cleavage to generate mature 5'-end of SSU-rRNA from (SSU-rRNA, 5.8S rRNA, LSU-rRNA); endonucleolytic cleavage in ITS1 to separate SSU-rRNA from 5.8S rRNA and LSU-rRNA from tricistronic rRNA transcript (SSU-rRNA, 5.8S rRNA, LSU-rRNA). The record is from RefSeq and is a predicted model, not a curated record. The transcript has 2 exons. Gene Ontology annotation, cellular component: nucleolus; preribosome, small subunit precursor; small-subunit processome. Lineage: Eukaryota; Fungi; Ascomycota; Eurotiomycetes; Eurotiales; Aspergillaceae. Bases 112 to 1719 code for a protein of 535 amino acids.
CAAAGUUUUAAGCAGCUUGAAUAAACACUUUGAAACGGUCCGGGCAUACUUUGCGACAUCUUCGUCCGACUAUCUGCGAAGUCUUACGAAAUAAAUAAGGCCGUCGACGCCAUGGCGGACUCUGCGCCGACAAAGGCCAUUGUGCCAACCAAGCAGCGCAAGGAAAACAAACGCUUAAUCGAAGCUCAGAAGAAAUACGGCCGUGGCAAGGCCGUUCAUACCCACAGCGUACGAGAUAAGAAACUGCGAAGCAACUUACAAGCCGUCGAAGAAAAGUACAAGAAUGCCGCACUCCGCGCCAAAGACGCCGAGAUCCUUCUGGAGCAUGAGGCUGGAUUCCUCGAGCCGGAGGGAGAGAUGGAAAGGACAUACCGGGUGCGUCAGGACGAGAUCGCAGCGAGUGUCGGGAUUGAAACGGCGAAGAAGAAGUUUGAGUUAAAGCUGGAGGAUUUCGGGCCUUACCGAGCAGACUAUACACGGAAUGGCCGCGAACUGCUGUUAGCGGGGCGGAAGGGACAUAUCGCGACGAUGGAUUGGCGAAAUGGGAAGUUGGGGUGUGAGUUGCAUCUACGGGAGACUGUGAGGGAUGCGCGGUGGCUUCACAACAACCAGUACUUUGCAGUUGCUCAGAAGAAGUCAGUCUAUAUCUAUGACAGCCAAGGUGUUGAGCUGCACAAUCUGGACAGGAUUGUUGAGCCCUGCUUUCUCGAAUUCCUUCCCUACCAUUUCCUCCUUGCUUCAGCUCAAAUGAGCGGCCAUCUCAAAUACACAGACACAUCAACCGGCCAACUCGUCGCCGAGAUUCCCACGAAAGUUGGAGCCCCAACAUCCCUCGCCCAAAACCCCUGGAAUGCAAUCAUGCACGUUGGCCACCAAAAUGGUACCGUGACUCUUUGGUCACCGAACACACAAACCCCGCUCGUAAAGGCCCUCGUCCACCGGGGCCCUGUCCGCUCAAUGGCAAUUGACCGACAAGGCCGCUACAUGGUCUCAACAGGUCAAGAUCUCAAAAUGCAAGUAUGGGAUAUUCGAAUGUAUCGCGAGGUUCACUCCUACUCCUGCCACCAGCCCGGUGCCGCCGUCUCCAUCUCCGACCGUGGCCUCACAGCCGUCGGCUGGGGCACUCAGGUUAGUGUCUGGCGGGGUCUCUUCGACGCCGCCACCGCGGACGUUGGAAAAGUACAAUCCCCCUACAUGUCCUGGGGCGGCGACGGCCAGCGGAUUGAAAAUCUCCGCUGGGCGCCCUACGAGGAUAUACUCGGCGUUGCGCACGACAAGGGCUUCGCUAGCAUCAUUGUUCCCGGUGCGGGCGAACCAAACUUCGACGCUCUGGAAGUAAACCCCUACGAGAACCCCAAGCAGCGCCAGGAAGCCGAGGUGCGGGCGCUCCUGAACAAGCUCCAGCCCGGUAUGAUCUCGUUGGAUCCCAACUUCGUCGGCAAGGUGGACACCGUCAGCGACAAGCGAAGCCGCGAAGAGAAAGACCUCGAUCGUCGGCCGGAAGAUACCAUCGAAAAACUCAAGAAUCGCGGCCGCGGCCGGAACAGUGCGCUGCGGAAGUAUCUGCGGAAGAAGGGAAGGCGGAACGUCAUCGACGAGAAGCUUCUCAAGGCGCAGGCUUUGCACAAGGAGCGUUCGGCGCGUGCGAAAGAAAGAUACAGAGCCGAGAGAGAGGAGUUGGGACCCGCUUUGGCGAGGUUUGCGAAGAAAGACAUAUAAUCUUCUCUUUGUCUUUCUUCUCUCGGUUCUUGCCUUUUCGCUUUUCCUUUGGCUGUACUCUUGGCCGGUCUUUAUUUGUUUCUGGCGUUGUCGCUGGAUGACGAGUGAGUACUCAGAUACCCUGAUUAGUAGAGCGCGUGUCGCACUGCGGAUCUGUCAUAAACAUGCAUUUGAGGGCGUUGGGUCGGGUAUGUUAGUGAAGAGUGUUAGCAUAUCUAAAUUUGUAAUUUUGAAUGUGUAAUUAUGCGCUGCU